AUGAAAUAUAAAUUUUUCCCGCAGCCAUAUUGUUUUACUCAUUCCAAACAGAGAUGUGAAAUUCACUGUCAGCAAUGUAACAUUCCCAUCUGCAGUGACUGUAUCGUAUCCAAGGUCCACGCUGAACACGAACUGAGUAAGAUAAACGAAGUAUAUGCUGUUAAGGAGAAAACUAUUUACAAUGAAAUAGAAUUUCUAAAAGGUGUUAUUGCUCCAGAGUUAAGAAACAUCAUCGAGCAGAUAGAAAAAGACAUUUUGGAACUGCCAAAAAACAGUAAUAGAUUGAAAUCAGAUGUCAUUAGGCAUGGCGAGGAGAUAAAGAGAACAGUGGAACGCGCGAUCAAAAAGAAACUUGAAAAUAUUGAUGCUACAGAGAAACAAGAUUUGGAAAACCUCAAGAAAAAUUUAUCGAAGUUUCAAACACUUUUGGACAACAUUCAUGAAAUCAUUAAGAAAAACAAAGAAAUAAUUGCAGGAAGGACAGACCAAAUCUUUAGGUUUGAAUCGCAGCUGGAAGCAAUGAAAGAAUUUCCUCAGAGACUAUACGUUUCAUUUGGCCAAUUCAAACCAGCAACAGCACCCUACAUGGACGAGGUCUGCAAGUUGAUGGGGAAUCUACAAGCAUCGACGUAUAAAUACAAGACAGAAAUUGACUGGGUAAGCAGACUACAUGCUUUUAGCAGGUUUCUUGCGACAUCCACGAUCAUAACCAACAUAGAUACAGAAUGCAGCCCUCUAUACCGUGUUAGCUGUGUGACAAAGGAGGCGGCUUGGAUAAGUGGAAAUGAUGAUACACUGAGAGAAAUCACAUCCUCAGGGCUAGUGCUUAGAAAAUUGACCUCGCAAGGAAGUAUUCCAUUUGGAAUGGCAACUACCAGAAAAGGGGAAAUUCUUUUCACAGAUUACAGUGAUAAAUGCGUCAAGAUGAUAAAUGAUGACAAAGUGAAGACCAUUAUUAGGUGUGUUUGGAUACCAUCGGGUAUAUGUGUAUCCCCUUCAGGAGAUAAAUUUGUUGCUUUAUGCAAUGACAGAAUUUCAAAUCUGCAAUUCACAGUCAUGCAGUAUUCCGGUGGUAUCGUUAAACAUACAUUCCAGUUUGACGAACAGAAACAGAACCUGUUUGCUACCGAGGGGCCUUACAAAUGCCUUCAGAUUGCACUAAAUAACAAUGGCGAUCUCUGUAUUGUGGAUUGGAAUGGUGCCGCAGUGAUCAUCUUAAAUCGAGGAGGGAGUCUCAAGGCAAAAUAUUGCUGCAAAACAAACCCAAAACUUCCGGAGAGCUUUGCACCACGUUAUAUUACCACGGACAGUCUUAGUCACAUUUUAGUGUCAGAUACAAACAACAACUGUAUUCACAUUUUGGAUUCUGAGGGUGUUCCUAUGACUGUGAUAAAGUGUGGUCUAGUCCGUCCUGCUGGAAUAAGCAUUGAUAGCGAUAACAACCUCUGGGUGACUGAACAGGCGGGAAAAUUGAGGAUCAUCAAAUUCUUGAAAUAG
This is a messenger RNA of Saccostrea cuccullata (small rock oyster), 1497 nucleotides long. RefSeq lists its product as uncharacterized. NCBI's taxonomy places the organism in Eukaryota, Metazoa, Mollusca, Bivalvia, Ostreida, Ostreidae. The record is from RefSeq and is a predicted model, not a curated record. Gene Ontology annotation, molecular function: ubiquitin protein ligase activity; zinc ion binding. The transcript has a single exon. Gene Ontology annotation, biological process: protein polyubiquitination; proteasome-mediated ubiquitin-dependent protein catabolic process. Bases 1 to 1497 code for a protein of 498 amino acids.